Molecule: messenger RNA, 1315 nt
Organism: Fomitopsis serialis
Lineage: Eukaryota; Fungi; Basidiomycota; Agaricomycetes; Polyporales; Fomitopsidaceae
Exons: 5
Coding region: 271-1188 (305 amino acids)
Source: RefSeq, a predicted model, not a curated record
AGGUCUUUCGGCGCGGUCUGUCCUAUGUUCCUCCGCGACGAUGCCCGGCCUGAGUCAACCGUGCAUGGCAAUAUAUAUAUGGAUCGUCUUCCCGCGAGCGGGGUGCCCGUCAUGGUGCGUAGAUGACUGUAUCAACGUGUAUUGACACCGACUGACUACUACACUGGACAGCGUCUGCUGUCCACGUCUACUCAUUCAUGCGUCGACUCGGAUCGCCAAGGAGCAGCGCGGUAGCGCUGCCAGUACUCUGGCUACCUGAUAGACACCAUCAUGCAGCCAACCCGCGAGUGGGCGACAGCGUCCGACGAUACCGUCUACAUGGAUCGACACACAACGAGCAUGAGACACGUGGUGAGUAUGUCAAGGCAACAAAUCCUUCGUACCUUUGAGGGUACACUCAAGUGCUCAUGGCCAUCCUCUCGUAAGCGACAUACCAACUUUGGAGAAGACCUUCGCCAGCCCCAUACACGUUCGCAUGCGCCCUUCACGGUACCCGGAACGGCGAUGUAUAUACAGAUCGACGUCCGGCGAGCGACGUCUCGGACCUGGUCCGCACCUCUGCUAUCCGCUUCAUUCGCGGGGCUCCGUGUCAAACGUUAUGGCCCGACCAUCAAGGUCGAGCGUGGUACGGACAUAACGACGUCCGGCGAGCGACACAAGGCUCAGCGCCGGCCCGUCCAUACCCACUUUCUGCUCGCUCCAUCGAUACCCAUGUCAAGCAUCAAGAAGGCCUUCCACCGGACCCGUGAAUCCACAUCUUCAAAGAGCACUAUCUGUGCCAAGUCCCCCGAUUCCAGCCCGACUGUGCUGCACAUCCUCGAAGCGUCGUGUGCAGUCCGUUACCGGGAUGCGCAGGAUGAUGGAUCACCAUUCAGCGACGGGGCUAUGAGGGACAGCGCGUGGCAGAUUGCCUUCCACGACGUUCGCGCUGUGUGGUGCGAAUGGCGAUGCACGUUAUCUGCCGAUACGCCAGCCCACGGUCAUCGCACAGCGGUGACGAGAUAUAUUCGAUACGUAGCUACUGUGCGACAGCGACUGACCGCAGCUGCUCCAAGGGCGUACAGCCUCAGGCGGCCGCGACGACCUUGCACGGGCACUCACCUGGUACGGUACUCGCCUUGCUGUGUGUUCCCAGGCCGCCGACUGCCAUUGAGAUGGAGGGGAGGGACCAGCCGUCGCCGCGAGUGACGGCAGAGAGGGGGGACGCUUUUUUCGUUAGCACCGAUGUACAUACUGGGGCCCGUUUGCGUGAUCUACGAAAAAAUUCAGCACACCAUAAUUGAUGAGCUCCCUGCGGGGAGGCGAAACUAUGCCC